ACGUACACAUAUUUACACGGUGUAUCUAAAGUGUUCCAUAAUGCAAAUUAAGUGUUUUAUACUUCUAAAGAAUUCGCAAGUGAUAAUAAAAAAAAACGAAUACAAAAAUACACAACAUAAAUUCACUACUUAUCUUGAUUCAAAUAUUUUACUUUGAGCUAACUAGAUUAUAAUACGUAAAGAAAUACAGAGACGCAAAACAAAAAAAAAAAAGAAAAUAAUAGAAAAGAAAAAAAGAUAUAAUAUAAAAUUCUUACGUCGCGGAUUUGUAUAAUUUAUAUAUUUAUAUUUGUUUAAUUCGAUUGUGAUAUGACUACUAAGUAUCGCAAGAAUGCAUUCAGCGGGCGAAAAAAGGGGUCGCUCCAAUAAUAAAUAUACAACAGAGGCGCUCGAAAGUAUCAAACAGGAUCUUACGCGCUUUCAAGUACCAAAACCUGGAUUACAGAAUUCUCUUUCGCGUAUCAAUGGACGUUCCGAUGUCUACGACUAUCAAUAUUCAAAGCCGCCGAUGGAGCCACCAUCGUCGGCAACACCAUCACCUGCAGUACUGUCGGCGGCUCAAAUGAAUGGCCAUGUACCAAAAGUAUUAACAACAUUAAUACCAACAAAAUUAAGUCGAAAGCCGAGCAUAGAACGAGAAAUUCCUUUAACCUGCCUUAGAUGUAGUCCUGCAUUGGAUUCUGGUGCGGGCAGUUCCCGAUCAGACAGCCCGCAUUCACAUCAGCAAGUUACAUGUGUUAGUCGUGCAAGCACUGGUCCAUAUUCACCAUCGCCAUCAAAUUUUAGUGAUGUUGGACCACCUGCGCCACCACCAAGAAAUCCUACUUUAUCUUCAUCUGCGACUCCACCACCACCACCGCCUUCGAAUCAACUAUAUAAACGUCGUUCACCAGCUACAACCCGCCCUGCUGCUAUUACUCCAAAUCCAACAAGGGGCACUUCUCCUGUUAUACCACAAAAUGGCAUUAAAGCCCAACAACAAUUGUCACAACAAAUGAAAGCAUUAAGUUUAUACCAGUCCGGUGGUAGUGCUGUAGAACCGCCACCACCUUAUCCUAUAAAUACUAUAAAUACCGUCGUAGUAACUACUUCUGCACCGCCACCAAGCUAUACAGCCUCUAUGCAAUCGCGUCAAUCACCGACGCAAUCGCAAUCAGAUUAUCGCAAAUCCCCCAGCAGCGGAAUAUAUUCUGCUACUUCAGCUGGUUCCCCUAGCCCAAUAACCGUAACAAACAGUGCAAUCCUACCAUUGCAGGCAACAGCAGUUGCUCGACCACAGCCCCGCGCCUAUCAAACGAGACAGCAGCCAAUUAUAAUGCAGAGCGUUAAAUCAACGCAGGUACAAAAGCCUGUGCUUCAGACAGCUGUAGCACCACAAUCUCCGGUAACUACUUCGGCUUGUAAUUCCCCUGUACACAUCCUAAACGCACCACCUUCGUAUCCACAGAAAUCAGUUGCUGUUGUACAGCAGCAAGUGCAAGCACAACAACAAUCUCCUCUGUUGGCUGGUGGAAUGCCAACUACACUCAUUACUUCUAAGCCAGUUCCGCCUACUCCUACUACGCCGCCACUUAAUGGUGCAGUGGUGAAUAAACCGCCUUGUAUCGAACCACCGUCAUAUGCGAAGAGUAUGCAAGCAAAAGCAGCGCAGCAUCACCAACAUCAACAGCAACAACAACAACAGCAGGCUGUUGUUGCCGCAGCUGUUGCAGCGCAGCAAGCACAACUGCGUGCUGCUGCUGCAGCUCUAGCUGCGCAACAAAAGCAAGCAAUUGCAGCGCCACCAGUAAGUAGCCGACAAUUACCGCCACCACCACCGUACCAGAGUACACGUGCGGCAGCACCACCACCACUAAUAAAUUCAGAUAAUAACAAUAUGGAUAUGGAUAUAAAAAGCAAUGGCGGUUUGCAUAAUAACAAUCCAAAUAUAAAUUAUAAUUUAAUUAACAAUAAUCAUAUAAUGAAUAGUAACCUGACAACAACGCCGCCGAUACCACCCGCUAAACACAACGGUGGAAGCGGUGGUACAACAAGUUCGGGCAGUGGAGGAGGCUCUCCGGCAAAUUCGGCAUCAGUUGCUGGUGCGGGUGGUAAAGGCUCUGAAAAUUGUAAAAAAAUCAAACAUGCCUCACCAAUACCGGAACGCAAAAAAGUUUCUAAAGAGAAGGAAGAAGAGCGUAAGGAGUGUCGAAUACGACAAUAUUCUCCACAAGCUUUUAAAUUCUAUAUGGAACAACAUAUCGAAAAUGUACUCAAAUCCUAUAAACAGCGCACGUUCCGUAAGAAUCAAUUGGAAAAAGAGAUGAUAAAAAUUGGACUCUCAACGCAAACCCAAGUCGAAAUGCGCAAAAUGCUUAACCAAAAGGAGAGUAAUUACAUACGCCUGAAGCGUGCCAAAAUGGAUAAGAGUAUGUUUGUAAAAAUUAAACAUAUAGGCGUGGGUGCAUUUGGAGAAGUAUCUCUGGUGAAAAAAAUUGAUACAACAAAUCAUUUAUAUGCCAUGAAGACGCUGCGAAAGGCCGACGUUUUAAAGCGGAAUCAGGUAGCGCAUGUGAAAGCAGAACGUGAUAUUUUAGCAGAAGCCGAUAAUAACUGGGUUGUUAAGCUGUACUACAGUUUUCAGGAUAAUGAAAAUCUAUAUUUUGUGAUGGAUUAUAUACCAGGUGGAGAUCUUAUGUCAUUAUUAAUUAAAAAGGGUAUCUUUGAAGAACCAUUGGCUCGAUUUUAUAUAGCAGAAUUAACUUGCGCAGUAGAAAGUGUGCAUAAAAUGGGUUUCAUUCAUAGGGAUAUAAAACCUGAUAAUAUACUCAUCGAUAGAGACGGUCACAUAAAACUAACUGAUUUUGGAUUGUGUACUGUCGUUAUUGUUGUUGCUGUUAUGUUUAUUGUGGAAUGCCCUACCCCUGACAGCCUUGACGAUCAUCAACAAACACAACAAAACACACGAAAAAACACAACGUAG
Molecule: messenger RNA, 2962 nt
Organism: Teleopsis dalmanni
Lineage: Eukaryota; Metazoa; Arthropoda; Insecta; Diptera; Diopsidae
Product: serine/threonine-protein kinase Warts-like
Exons: 5
Coding region: 332-2962 (876 amino acids)
Biological process (GO): G1/S transition of mitotic cell cycle; positive regulation of apoptotic process; regulation of organ growth
Molecular function (GO): protein serine/threonine kinase activity; ATP binding
Source: RefSeq, a predicted model, not a curated record